AAAAUACCUGCACUUGUGGAACAUUGCUGAUAAGAUAUCACAAUACAGCGCACCCUCAACUCAGAAUGUCUCCCAUUGUAGUGUUUGCCGUUGCAAAAGCAAGAGCCGAGUCCAAUUUUUCCAAUAAUUUCCUGCAUUGAUUGUACCGAACGCCGAUCCUCGGACUCUGGGUAGGACGGAAAUAGGAAACCUUAUGGUAGCGAAAACGAUGACAACAAUGGCGACCGAAAAGAAUGAUCUUAAUAUGGGGAUGCGCUGUGUGAAAUACAUGAUUUUCGUCAUCAAUUUCAUGUUUUUGCUGACAGCGAUCCUAAUCAUCACCGUCGGAACGGCCAUUGGUACCAUCUUCGGUGACUUCCAGGACUUCAUCGAUUCACACUUUUUCUCGCCCGCACACUUGUUGGUUGCGAUUGGAUGCAUCAUGUUGUGUGUAUCGAUCUUUGGCUGUUUCGGUGCCUUCAAGGAAAGCACUGCCAUGAUCAAUAUUUACGGUGUCCUGUUAGCGAUUGUUUUCAUCUUGGAAGUGGCGGCAGCUAUUUCAGCGUUUGCUCUCCACGGACAAGUCGAAGAAAUGGUCCGCCGAACUAUCAACGAAUCGAUGGCCAACUACAACUCUAACGAAAACGUUAGAGAGUCUGUCGAUUUCAUGCAACGAGUGUUGGAGUGCUGCGGUGUAGAAAACUACAAUGACUGGAACGACUUCCUACCGAGCACAGACGGAAGCAUUGAGGUCCCGCCAUCGUGCUGUAUGCCGUCAACCUUAGAGGAAACGUGCAUUCCAUACGAAUACGGUUGCUAUCCUCGACUUCAAUGGGUCGUAAGCCAAAGUGCUGCUUUGAUCGCCACCGGAGCUACCACCGUGGCUUUCGUACAGAUCUUGGGAAGCAUUUGCGCCUUCAUGCUGGCCCGUACCAUUCGACGAACGAAGUCAUUGCGGGCGGCGCGUCGUUGGCAGCUCCAGCAAAGUCUGGGCAUCAUGACCAAGCCUCAUAAUCCAUCGUACACCCAGAUGGAGAAAUCGACGACUAAUCCGGAUUCGGAAAUGUAUAUGCCCAACAGUCCGAGUGUUAAUUAAUUUCGCCAUGUGAGAUACUGAUUUCUAUCAGCGCGUAUUGUGAGAUCAAAAGCAGUGAUUUUAAUAGCAAUUGUCUUUAUGUAUUUAUGUUGAUGUAACAGUCAUUUAUGUAAAGUUUAAUGGAAUAAAUAAAAACGAGAAAUCGUGA
Messenger RNA from Armigeres subalbatus, 1223 nucleotides. Its product is annotated as tetraspanin-7-like. The record is from RefSeq and is a predicted model, not a curated record. The coding region runs from base 194 to 1075 and encodes 293 amino acids. Lineage: Eukaryota; Metazoa; Arthropoda; Insecta; Diptera; Culicidae. The transcript has 5 exons. Gene Ontology annotation, cellular component: plasma membrane.